UUCCACAGCGGGCCCAGUCCGAGUCAGUGUCAUUCAGAGAGGCGGACUGCUGAGUGCUGGGCGCGGACGCGCGGCUGCAGUCCUGCUCGGGCGCCGGUGCCUGCGCUCGCGCCGCCGGGUGGGAAGGAUGAAGCCUCAGCAGGAGCAGCCACCCUAUGAUUGGCUGUGGCGCUUGUGAACCCGAAGUAAAGAUGGCGGGCGAGCAGGCAGCCGCCGCACUGCCCACUUGGAAGAUGGCGGCUCGCCGCAGCCUCAGUGCCCGCGGCCGGGGGGUCCUGCAGGCAGCUGCGGGCCGGCUGCUGCCGCUGCUCCUGCUGAGCUGCUGCUGCGGCGCGGGCGGCUGCACAGCGGCCGGCGAGAACGAAGAGACCGUGAUCAUCGGGCUGCGGCUGGAGGACACGAACGACGUGUCGUUCAUGGAAGGGGGUGCGCUGCGGGUGAGCGAGCGGACCCGGGUCAAGCUGCGGGUGUACGGGCAGAACAUCAACAACGAGACGUGGUCCCGCAUCGCCUUCACCGAGCACGAGCGGCGCCGGCACACACCCGGCGAGCGCGGGCUGGGGGGCCCCGCGCCUCCGGAGCCGGACAGCGGCCCCCAGCGCUGCGGCAUCCGCACCUCAGACAUCAUCAUCUUGCCCCACAUCAUUCUCAAUCGCCGCACAUCGGGCAUCAUCGAGAUCGAGAUCAAACCGCUGCGCAAGAUGGAGAAGAGCAAGUCUUAUUACCUGUGCACGUCUCUUUCCACGCCCGCACUGGGCGCCGGCGGCUCCGGGUCUGCGAGUGGCGCCGUCGGGGGCAAGGGUGGCGCGGGGGUGGCCGGACUCCCACCUCCCCCAUGGGCCGAGACCACCUGGAUUUACCACGACGGUGAGGACACCAAGAUGAUCGUGGGCGAGGAGAAGAAGUUCCUGCUGCCCUUCUGGCUGCAAGUGAUCUUCAUCUCGCUGCUGCUGUGCCUGUCAGGCAUGUUCAGCGGCCUCAACCUGGGGCUCAUGGCUCUGGACCCGAUGGAGCUGCGCAUCGUGCAAAACUGCGGCACCGAGAAAGAGAAGAAUUACGCCAAGCGCAUCGAACCGGUGCGCAGGCAGGGCAACUACCUGCUGUGCUCGCUGCUGCUGGGCAACGUGCUGGUCAACACCACGCUCACCAUCCUGCUCGACGACAUCGCGGGCUCAGGCCUUGUGGCGGUGGUGGUCUCCACCAUUGGCAUCGUCAUCUUCGGGGAAAUCGUGCCCCAAGCCAUUUGCUCCCGACACGGCCUGGCAGUAGGGGCUAACACCAUCUUUCUCACCAAGUUUUUCAUGAUGAUGACCUUCCCCGCUUCUUACCCGGUUAGCAAACUGCUGGACUGCGUCCUGGGCCAGGAGAUAGGCACUGUCUAUAACCGGGAAAAGCUGCUGGAGAUGCUCCGGGUCACUGACCCCUAUAACGACCUCGUUAAAGAGGAACUGAACAUCAUCCAAGGGGCUCUGGAGCUCCGCACCAAGACGGUAGAGGACGUGAUGACUCCCCUCCGGGACUGUUUCAUGAUCACCGGCGAGGCUAUCUUGGACUUCAACACCAUGUCCGAAAUCAUGGAGAGUGGCUACACGCGAAUCCCAGUGUUCGAGGGAGAGCGUUCCAACAUCGUGGACCUGCUCUUUGUCAAAGACUUGGCCUUCGUGGACCCAGAUGACUGUACUCCCUUGAAAACCAUCACCAAAUUUUACAACCACCCCUUGCACUUCGUCUUCAAUGACACCAAGUUGGACGCUAUGCUGGAAGAAUUUAAGAAAGGUAAAUCUCACCUGGCCAUUGUGCAGCGAGUGAACAAUGAGGGUGAAGGGGACCCGUUUUAUGAAGUUCUGGGAAUUGUCACCUUGGAAGACGUGAUUGAAGAAAUCAUCAAAUCUGAAAUCUUGGAUGAGACAGACCUGUACACCGACAACAGAACGAAAAAGAGAGUGGCCCACCGUGAAAGAAAGCAAGACUUCUCUGCCUUUAAGCAGACGGACAGCGAGAUGAAGGUUAAAAUAUCACCGCAGCUUCUCCUGGCCAUGCACCGUUUCCUAGCAACAGAAGUAGAAGCGUUUAGCCCAUCCCAGAUGUCAGAGAAGAUCCUCCUAAGGCUGCUAAAGCACCCCAAUGUCAUCCAGGAGCUGAAGUAUGAUGAGAAGAACAAGAAAAGCCCCGAGUGCUACCUCUACCAGCGCAACAAACCCGUGGACUACUUCGUCCUUAUCCUGCAGGGGAAAGUGGAAGUAGAAGCUGGGAAAGAAGGUAUGAAGUUUGAAGCAAGUGCUUUUUCAUACUAUGGUGUAAUGGCCCUCACAGCCUCUCCAGUUCCUUUGUCCCUGUCCCGAACCUUUGCUGUCAGCAGGACAGAGGUGUUAGCAGCAGGCUCUCCAGGUGAAAAUAAGUCACCUCCUCGCCCCUGUGGCCUGAACCACUCAGACUCUCUCAGCCGAAGUGACCGGAUUGACGCCAUGACACCAACCUUGGGGAGCAGCAACAACCAGCUCAAUUCUUCAUUCCUCCAGGUCUACAUCCCUGAUUACUCAGUGCGAGCCCUCUCUGACCUGCAGUUUGUCAAGAUCUCCAGACAGCAAUACCAAAAUGCCUUGAUGGCAUCCCGGAUGGACAAAACCCCUCAGUCUUCAGACAGUGAAAACACUAAAAUUGAAUUGACUCUUACGGAGCUGCAUGACGGGCUGCCGGACGAGACGGCCAACUUGCUCAACGAACAGAACUGUGUCUCGCACAACAAGACCAACCACAGCCUGCACAGUGACGGCGCCAUCUAGAGCCCCUCGGUCCCCUCAUCCGGCCUCCUGGCCUGUCUGACCAUGACUUCUACUAGUGUGAGCUUGUCUGCCAUGCUGCGUCCUACAGCAAUGAGACCAAAGACUUUGCCCCUUUCCCUGGAGGCCGCAGAGGACGGCAAGCUGCGGAGGACAGCAUGGGUAGGGAUGGAAACUAGACACGUGACAUCGACAGCUGGGGCAUGGCUUUCAAGAAUUCGGAGACAAACUUCUUCUGCCCAAAUAGAAUCAUGUUUAUUUUUUCAGUACCUUUUACCAUUUCUUUCCUUCCUCAAUGUGCAUGAAUUUAAAAAUUAUUUCAUUUAUUUUUUUUUCAAGA
This is a messenger RNA of Chionomys nivalis (European snow vole), 3120 nucleotides long. RefSeq names its product cyclin and CBS domain divalent metal cation transport mediator 2 (gene Cnnm2). Gene Ontology annotation, molecular function: magnesium ion transmembrane transporter activity. The transcript is spliced from 8 exons. The coding region runs from base 156 to 2783 and encodes 875 amino acids. Gene Ontology annotation, biological process: transport; magnesium ion homeostasis. NCBI's taxonomy places the organism in Eukaryota, Metazoa, Chordata, Mammalia, Rodentia, Cricetidae. The record is from RefSeq and is a predicted model, not a curated record. Gene Ontology annotation, cellular component: plasma membrane.